Scedosporium apiospermum is the source of this 1194-nucleotide messenger RNA. RefSeq lists its product as uncharacterized. Gene Ontology annotation, biological process: positive regulation of substrate adhesion-dependent cell spreading; cell-cell adhesion; cell-cell junction organization. The record is from RefSeq and is a predicted model, not a curated record. The transcript has 4 exons. Gene Ontology annotation, cellular component: cytoplasm; cell-cell junction; focal adhesion. Bases 1 to 1194 code for a protein of 397 amino acids. Lineage: Eukaryota; Fungi; Ascomycota; Sordariomycetes; Microascales; Microascaceae.
AUGGAAAGGGGACAUCGGUGGAUGGAGAAGGAGGAAGCCUGCUCUCUGCGACAGGCUAUGGAAGAUAUGGAGUUGAAGGACCAGAAUCUAUCUAAGGCUAGCAGCCCCUCGGAUGAUCAACGUAUCUAUGAGGCCGCCCUGAACGAGGCAUCUGAGCUAGUCUGGCAGCAUCAACAUCCGGGAGCCUCGAACCCGACAGGACCGUACCGAUACCGACCACACCUGAGGAAGAACAGCUACGCGCAUGCACGCACCGCGAGUGUGGGAAUGUACGGUGAUGAGAUUGUCGCCACCGGGCUGGCAAGGGAUACGCCGCGCUCAGUAUCUGGAAGCUCCGCCGAGAGCGCAGCCAGUCUGCCGUUAACCAAACAACGAAACCCAAAUGCAGGGAUUCCGGAAGGCAUCGCCCCCGCGAGACGUGACGGGCACCUGGGCCAAGGGUCUCAUCGCAGUGGUUCAAAGCGCAAUAUCAGUGGUGAAAUUGGAAACCCCUUCUCUGUUGAUCAGAUAUGGGAGGAGCCUGAGGCAGUGGUGAAGGCCAUGGUACCCGGCCACUCCCCACUCCAGGAGCUUCCGCAAGAAGGCCUCGGUGCCCUCGGCCGCCGAUCACCCAAGGCAAAGGCUCUGCCUUGUGCCACGAAUGCGGGCAUCAUCUCCAAGGCCGAGCCCGACUCCUUCCGUAGGGAGCGUCUGGAACGGAUCAACCGUCGGAUGGCUGGUGAGAUUCUCGAGGAGGCUCCUGGAAAGACCAUGGCUGAGGAUGGAGACGAUCGCCUUCGGUUCUACUGCCACUUAGAUUGGCAUGAACUAUUUGCGCCAAAGUGCAAGCAUUGCAAAACUCCUAUUUUAGGAGAACAUAUUGUCGCCCUCGGGGAACAUUGGCACUAUGGACAUUUCUUCUGCGCCGAAUGCGGAGACCCUUUUGAGCACGGAAUGACUCACAUCGAAAAGGACGGCUACGCCUGGUGCAUCAGCUGCCAGACUAAACGGACAGAGCGGAGAGCCCCGAAAUGCAGAAAGUGCAAGCUUGCUGUGGUCGGCCAGUACGUUCAAGCGCUCGGAAAAGAGUUGGCGGAGAAGAUAUACGGUAUCUGGGGUAUCCGUCGGCUGAACCCGCUGGCCCUCGAAGAGAAAACGGACGGAAGCCAUGUUCUUGCCCUGCCUAUCGCAGAACGCGCUCAUGAGCUUCUCUAG